Molecule: messenger RNA, 1916 nt
Organism: Columba livia (rock pigeon)
Lineage: Eukaryota; Metazoa; Chordata; Aves; Columbiformes; Columbidae
Product: opsin-5
Exons: 5
Coding region: 1-1326 (441 amino acids)
Biological process (GO): cellular response to light stimulus; phototransduction; G protein-coupled receptor signaling pathway
Cellular component (GO): plasma membrane
Molecular function (GO): G protein-coupled photoreceptor activity
Source: RefSeq, a predicted model, not a curated record
AUGAGUCCAUCUUUCAGUAACUCAACAUUCCAGUCCAAAAUAACAGAGUCAGCUGAUAUUUUUGUUGGAAUAUGUUAUAUGGUGUUUGGAAUAUGUUCCUUGUGUGGGAACAGUAUUCUCCUAUACGUCACCUACAAGAAAAAGAAUUUGUUGAAACCAGCAGAAUACUUCAUUAUUAACCUUGCCAUCAGUGACCUUGGUAUGACCCUGACGCUGUACCCUCUAGCAGUAACCUCCAGCCUUUCACACAGGUGGCUGUAUGGGAAACAGAUUUGCUUGUUCUAUGCAUUUUGUGGGGUGCUCUUUGGUAUCUGCAGUCUCUCAACGCUGACAUUACUGAGCACUGUGUGCUGCCUCAAAAUUUGUUUUCCAGCUUAUGGGAACAGGUUCAGGAGAGAACAUGGGCAAAUCUUGAUAGCCUGCGCUUGGACCUACGCAGCAAUUUUUGCCUGUUCUCCCUUAGCUCACUGGGGAGAAUAUGGAGCGGAGCCCUAUGGCACAGCCUGUUGCAUUGACUGGCAUUCUACCAGUGUCAAUGCUGUGGCCCUGUCUUACACUGUAGUCCUCUUCGUUUUCUGUUUUAUUCUCCCUUUUGGAGUAAUUGUCACUUCCUACUCUCUUAUUCUGGUAACUGUGAAAGAAUCUAGGAAAGCGGUGGAACAGCACGUCUCCGGCUCUACCAGGAUGAGCAACGCACAAACCAUUACUGUCAAGCUGAGUGUUGCUGUGUGCAUCGGAUUUUUUGCUGCCUGGAGCCCUUACGCCAUCAUUGCCAUGUGGGUAGCUUUUGGAUCAAUUGAUAAGAUUCCUCCGUUAGCCUUUGCUGUGCCAGCUGUCUUUGCAAAGUCCUCCACACUCUACAAUCCAGUUAUCUAUCUCCUCCUGAAGCCAAAUUUCCGAAAUGCCAUCUCCAAAGAUUUCACAGUUCUUCAACAGUUGUGCAUCAGGAGUUGCUUUUGUGUCAAGGCACCACAGAACUACAUAUCAGCUUCAAACACCAACCUGAGAACACUGAAGGCCAAAAAUGAAUUCAGCUGUAAUUCUCUGCCAGUUGCUGGAGAAUGUUCUUAUUUCCCCCAUGAAAAGUGCAGUGAUACUUUUGAAUGCUUUCAAAGCUAUCCAAAAUGCUGCCAGGAGAGGCCAAGCACUAUGCAAUGCCCUCUUCAAGAAACGUUGUCCUUGAAGAGCAACCUCCAAGUGAAAGUGAGACAGGCCAGUAAGAAACCAGCAAAGGUGGUUGUGCAGGGAGAAAAAAGUACUGAAAUUGAUACCUUGGAAAUCACCUUGGAAGCAGUACCUGCGCAUCGUACAUCUGCAGACCUCUAGAGCUUCUUGUAUGAAGAUCUCUGACUGUAUUGUUAUUAUACUGGAUUUAUGAAUGUAACUUUUUCUAAAGAGUCUUUCUACUACCCCAUUUUCUAGACUAUUUUUCUGGUUUUUCUCAUACUCUUUGAUGGGUCAUGUGCUACAGCAUGGACAUGCUGUAAAUGCUGUCUGACUCUUGCCAUGCCAACAUUAGUACAUGGGGCUGUGUUCAUAUCAUGAACCUAUGUCAAACAAAUCCUCUUUGUGUUUUGUAACAUCCUUUCACUCUGUUUUCAAGAUAAAACACUAACCAUUGAGAGAUUUUCCAUAAAGAAUUUUAUGCUUUCUAGACUACGUACAUUUAUAGUCUGUCUGUUCAAAAGAAAUAACUCAGUGUAGAGUUUUAAAAACACAAGAUCAUGCUGGUUUAAUUGUUAUAGCAACUGAAAAGGUAAAUGCUAACUGAAAUGCCUGUUUUCCAAAAAGUGGUGCUGAAUGACCACACAUGUUGCAUUUGCUAGGAGGUAUAGGUCACUUUGUUCCUUUCUUUGAGAUGAACAGUCAGGUUUCUGCUUCAUUCCACGUGAAUGAAAUAAAAAUAUUUCUGGUAA